Temnothorax curvispinosus is the source of this 2303-nucleotide messenger RNA. Its product is annotated as neuroendocrine convertase 1-like. The record is from RefSeq and is a predicted model, not a curated record. The coding region runs from base 225 to 2303 and encodes 692 amino acids. Lineage: Eukaryota; Metazoa; Arthropoda; Insecta; Hymenoptera; Formicidae. The transcript has 15 exons. Gene Ontology annotation, biological process: protein processing. Gene Ontology annotation, cellular component: Golgi membrane; trans-Golgi network. Gene Ontology annotation, molecular function: serine-type endopeptidase activity.
AUUCCGUCACCAUUGUCCUUCCAGUCGCGUAGACGGUACGCGCGCGGCAGAGAAAUCGCACGGGGGCUGUCAGAACUCGAGGGACAGUAUCGCGAAGAAAGCGAUAAGAAAAAGGACGACAAUUCCUCCGGAGUGACCGUAGUGCGGCGGAAGUAUUAAUUGCGCGAUCGUCGCUAUUUAUUUGCUCCUCACCACCUCCCGCGUGUCCCAUCGAACAAAUUGCCAUGGCGGUCAGAGUGUGCGCGCGCGUUAUUAUGCAGCUCGUCAUCGUUGUAUCCGCAUCCAAUUUCAUCGCCGACGCCAGCGUAGAUCAUCGCGAGGAGUGGGUUGUCAGGGUACACGGGGGAUCGCAAGUGGCGUCGCUAUUAGCCGCUCAGUCCGGCUACAAACACCAUGGUCCGGUUCUCGGAUUCAAGGACACAUAUAUAUGGCUUAAGGAUGAUAAUCCGAGCCAAAAGAAAAGGGGAAAUAUUCGCUUGACGAAGGCUCUUAAUGCAAACUCUAAGAUCAUCUGGGCGGAUCAGCAGAAAACCGUAAAACGACUUAAACGCGAUUAUGUCUCAUUAGCCGAUUUGGAGUCUGAAAAACCAUUGACGCGAGAAAAACGUGUACAACUAAACAUAUACGGAGAUGCAUCAAAUGCCAUUAAUAGCGAGAAUCAUGUUGCUGAUGUCCGCAAACGGAUAUUCAACGAUGAACUUUGGGAUCAGGAAUGGUAUCUGCAAGAUACGAGGACGAAUAAAGCUUUGCCGAAGCUCGACUUAAACGUUCUGCCUCUCUAUCGACUGGGGAUAACUGGUCGGGGAGUGAAGAUUGCUGUUCUCGACGAUGGUUUAGAGUACACUCAUGAUGACCUGCGGAACAAUUAUGAUGCGGCUAUUAGUUAUGACAUAAAUGAAGGCGAUGAUGAUCCUUUUCCAAGAUACGAUGUGUCAGGGAUGAACGGUCACGGCACCAGAUGUGCUGGCGAAAUAGCGAUGGAGGCCAACAACCAAAAGUGUGGCGUCGGUGUCGCCUUCGAGGCUUCCGUCGGUGGCAUCAAGCUCCUCGAUGGCCUGGUGAACGACCGUGUGGAAGGUGAAGCUCUGGGAUUCAAAUCGGGACUUAUUGAUAUCUACACAGCUUCAUGGGGACCGGCGGACGAUGGAAAAAGUUUAGAGGCACCUGGUAGACUCGCUGUCGAAGCGCUCGAACGUGGCGUAACAGAAGGUCGUAAAGGCAAAGGUAACAUUUAUGUAUGGGCUUCUGGGAACGGUGGCUCUAAAUCGGAUGACUGCGGAUGUGACGGAUACGUUGGGAGCAUAUACACCGUGGCUGUCGGAUCAGCCAGUCAAACCGGAAGAUUUCCUUGGUAUGGGGAAAGAUGUCCUGCUACUCUCGCUACGACGUACAGCAGCGGCGCGUAUCAUGAUCAGAUGAUAGCAACAACGGAUCUACGAAACACCUGCACGACUAGGCACACGGGUACUUCAGCUUCCGCCCCAUUAGCCGCCGGAAUAUUGGCUCUCGCGCUGCAAGUAAACGAGGACUUAACGUGGAGAGACAUUCAGCAUCUGAUAGCUUGGUCAUCGGAAUACAGUCCUCUCCGCGAAAAUCCGGGCUGGUUUAAAAACGCGGCUGGAUUUUGGUUCAACUCGCGCUUCGGAUUCGGACUUAUGAACGCGUACGCGCUGGUGACGACGAGUUAUAACUGGACGACAGUGCCGGAGAAAACUAUUUGCAAAGUGGAUAACGCGUACAUCGCCGAUACGAGACUGAUUUAUGGAAAUUCAAAGAAACUGCAAUUCAAUGCCGGUAACGUUUGUCGGACAUCGGGGAACGAAAUAAUUUCUUUGGAGCACGUGGAAGUCGAGACGAAUCUCAAGUACUCUCGUCGCGGCGCGCUGCAAAUGUAUCUGACUGCGCCUUCAGGGACCUUAGUCCGGAUUCUAAGUCCAAGGAAGCUGGAUAAUUCUGACGCUGGUUUUACGAAGUGGAAAUUCAUGUCGGUCGCGACGUGGGGCGAAGAUCCUCGAGGAACGUGGACUUUGGAUAUACUUGAUGAAAUAGGCCCGGAGCGGAAUAAUGGUACAAUUGGGGCAUUUACAUUAAUUUUGCACGGUACCGUGCAAAUUCCACUUUACCGCAGGAAUGGACCGCGAAUCUACAACGAAGACUACAAUCGAAUACGCAAAACGUACGACAUGAUGGAAUCGAACUCAGUAAAUUCCGAAGAUGAAUACGACCGAAAUAUAUCAUCGCCAGAAAUUAAUACCAUCUUGUAUAAGCAGUGGUUAAAAAAGCUAUUGUUAAAAAAAUUAUGA